This is a messenger RNA of Oncorhynchus gorbuscha (pink salmon), 3803 nucleotides long. RefSeq names its product zinc and ring finger 3 (gene znrf3). The record is from RefSeq and is a predicted model, not a curated record. Gene Ontology annotation, molecular function: ubiquitin protein ligase activity; frizzled binding. Gene Ontology annotation, biological process: Wnt receptor catabolic process; negative regulation of canonical Wnt signaling pathway; ubiquitin-dependent protein catabolic process. NCBI's taxonomy places the organism in Eukaryota, Metazoa, Chordata, Actinopteri, Salmoniformes, Salmonidae.
GAGAGAAAGUGCGAGAGAAAGUGCGAGCGGGCAAGCAAGCAAGCAACGUAAUUGACAAGGCUGCAAUGGUGAAAUAAACACUCACGGCCAACGCACAGCUUUCGUUGCACAAUUGCGAAAACACGGCGCUCUUUUGACGCAUCGAUCCCGCUUCAGAUUCGAUUUCCAGAAUUUCAGCACCAUCACCUAAUCACGCUUGGAAAUUAUGUUCCGAUCGGCGCAUAUCCAACCGGCAAGAUGAUGAUUUUACCAAGGAGAAGGUUAGAGUGUGUAGCCGAUUCGGUGGUCUUGGUGAUCUUCGUGGUCACCACUUCUCUUGGAACGGUUUUCGCCAAGGAUACGGCUUUUGUGGAAGUAGUGCUGUUUGAGUCAAGUCCAAAUGGAGAUUAUACUACAUACACGACGGGGUUGCAAGGACGAUUCUCAAAGGCAGGAGCCACUAUCAGUGCGGAGGGCGAGAUCGUGCAAAUGCAUCCGCUGGGGCUGUGUAACAACAACGAUGAGGAGGACCUAUACGAGUAUGGCUGGGUGGGAGUGGUGAAGCUGGAGCAGCCUGAGCUGGACCCCAGCUGUCUCACUGUCCUGGGAAAGGCGAAGCGAGCGGUUCAGAGGGGAGCGACAGCUGUCAUCUUCGACGUGUCCGAAAACCCUGAUGCCAUCGAUCAGCUGAACCAGGUAGCGGAGGACCCUCUGAAGAGGCCAGUGGUUUAUGUGAAGGGGGCCGAUGCUGUUAAGCUGAUGAACAUAGUCAACAAGCAGAAAGUGGCCCGUGCCAGAAUCCAGCACAGACCACCAAGGCAGCCUACGGAGUACUUUGACAUGGGGAUCUUCCUGGCCUUCUUCGUAGUGGUAUCUCUGGUCUGCCUCAUACUGCUCAUCAAGAUCAAACUAAAACAGAGGAGAAGCCAGAGUUCUUUGAACAGGAUGGCCAUCCAGGCCCUGGAGAAGAUGGAGACCAGGAAGUUCAAGGCCAAGGUCAAAGGGCAGCGCGAGAGCAGCUGCGGGGCAUCGGAUUCACUGAGCAGUAGCUCCACCUCCGACUGCGCUAUCUGCCUGGAGAAGUACAUCGACGGAGAGGAGCUGCGGGUCAUCCCCUGUGCCCACAGGUUCCAUAAGAAGUGUGUGGACCCUUGGCUCCUCCAGCACCACACCUGCCCUCACUGUAGACACAACAUUAUCGAGCAAAAGAAAGGGAACCCCGGCCCUGUCUGCAUGGAUGGCAAUCCCAUCCACAGCCGGCAGCAGAGGGUAGUCCUGCCCGUCCACUACCCAGGCAGGGUGCACCGUGCUGGGCAGGUGACUACCUACCCCACCCGCACCUCCAUGGACCCCCAUGGUAACCCCAUCACAAUGCUCACUGUGGACCACCACCCAGACCCCCAGGGCCUGUACCCUCCCCAGUCUUCCCACGCCGGGGCAUUCCUGCGGGGCUACCACCCCCACACUACCAUGCACCUGGACCACUCCCUCAACCCCCACCACUGUGGCCUGGAGCACCAACACCGUGGCCUGGGCCUCAACCCCCCCACCUACCCACAGCACCAGCAGUCCGGGCCCCACCAUGGAGCCUUCAAGAGGCCCAAAUUCCAUGGGCGCAGCUUCUCGCGUGCUGCCUGCUACUCGCAGUAUGAGACCAUGUACCAACACUACUACUUCCAGGGCCUGACCUUCCCCCAGCAGGGUGAGGGGGCUGCAGGCGUUGUGGGGGUGGCUGGGGGUGCCGGGCCCCACACGGGCCACCACAGCAGGGCCUUCCAGGGGGGUCUGCUCUACCCCACGGUGGUCCACAUGGCCCCUGCUACCAGCUCCAGGAUAGGGGAGGCAGGGAGCGGUGCCUCAGGCAUGGGCUGUUACCAUGGCCACCACUCUGUGUGCAGCGGUUACCUGGCCGACUGUCCGGGCAGCGACAGCAGCAGCAGCAGUUCGGGCCAGUGCCACUGUUCAUCCAGUGAUUCUAUGCUGGACUGCACCGAGGUUAGCAACCAGGGGGUGUACGGCUCCUGUUCUACCUUCCGAAGCUCCCUGAGCUCUGACUACGACCCCUACGUCUACCGCAGUAAGAGCCCCUGCAGGGGUUCGCAAGGGGAGCCAGGGGCCACAGCCGCAGGGGCCUCCACCGCCUGUCCCUCCACAGCCGAGGACUCCCUAACCCCAGCUCCCUCGGGGGGCCAAGAUGGCUGCAGCCUGCAGCCACAGCCUCCUCCAGGAGCCUGUGGUUCGGCUCGGGGGGACCAGCUCUCCAGCUGCAGUCUGGAGCCCAACUACAGCAGCCGCUCGUCACUGGAGCAACCCAGGGACACCAGCACCACUAGCACUACCUCAGCCGGCCCUCUAGAGGGAGCCGCUGACAGAGGGAAGGGGGGGCAGACAGGGGAGGAGAUAGGGGGGAAUCAUGUCCUGGGGGGAGUUGGGGCAGGGGCGUGUAGCUGCUGUUUCGAGGUACUCCCACCCAACAUGGAGUGCAUAGGUCAGCAGGGGCAGGACUCGGACACGGCUGGGUCUCUGGCCUCCUCGGGGCGUGGCUGUCACAGGGGGGCGGAGUUCCAUCAGCAGAGCUCCGCCUCUCAGCAUCAGCAGAACUUUUACGGCCAGGGGGAGCACCUGUUAGCUCCGUCGGAGCAGGUGAGUUACGAGGGCCUGCCCUGCUUCUUUUACAAGGAGAUGAAGGUCCACCGGGCCACAGGGGGGCGCUAUAACGAGGAUUAUGCCGUGAACGUGCAGUACGCACACCACGCUGCAGACUCAGAUGCCUGCUCCGGACAGGGCUGCUGUGGCGAGCUCAGCCAGAGAAUACCCAUAAUCCAUGAGGACACAGACUGUGAGCCGGGCUUGGGGGCGGAGACCCAGAGCAGCCUACUGCUAGGCAGCAUCAUCACGGGGGAAGGGCAAGGGGGCGAGGGGCGGACUGGGACUCGUUGGCGGGUGGAGCCAGGUGAAGGGGGGUACUUUACUUCAGGACAGUUCAGAGGUCAAACUUACCCCACCCAGGAGGAAGAGACCAGGGCCCUGUUCCACCCCCCGGAACGCCACUAACCACGAUGCGUCGGGAAACAGUAAAGCUACAGAUGAGGGGCUUGGGAGUAUAUGAGAGGGUGUGGAGCCCAGAAACAGCCUCUUUGGUACCGAACCAGUCAGUCGUUCAGUCAGUCAAUCAACAAACCCUCAGUUGCCUUGUUCUAAGCCUUGCUCGCUGAGCUCUGAAUGUUAUAAUCCUAUAUGGUGAUGGUGUGGAUUUCUACUGAAAAUUAUAUGAUGGCCUGCCUGGUGUAACCAGGCCUAUCCAGUACAUUCCUGUGGCUCAGCCCACCUCGUGGCCCCACCAGCAGCUUCUACAGGCUGUGAUAGAGAAUCAGGCUACGACAUAUGGGUGGAUGUUCAGUGGUUGGCUUGGCAGGGGCACAACACGACAUGUAGGCUACUACCACAUACCAUCAGUGCCAGCCAGGGUCAGUCAUGAGACCCAUUAGAAGAUCAACGAAUUGUGUUAGCUGGGCCCAGUUUGUGAGAUUGUAUUUUCUGAUUUGGUGAAUUGUUUUUCUUCACAUGAUAUCGAAACUCCAUUUUGUGCAAAACUUUUGAGGAUUUCUUUCCCUUUUUUCCCCUCUUCUUGUUAAUUCUUAUUACACAAAUGCCUGGAUGUACAUGCAGUAUGUAUGCACUAUACGCACAGUCAGGUCAAAAAUGAUUGGCACCCUUGUUAAAGAUGAGCAAAAAAGACUGUAUACAAUAAAUAAUACAAAUACUGAGCUAUAUUAUAUUUUCGGGACUUGAACCCGAUUGAAAACCUGUGGUUUGAAUUGAAG